Molecule: messenger RNA, 2492 nt
Organism: Musca domestica (house fly)
Lineage: Eukaryota; Metazoa; Arthropoda; Insecta; Diptera; Muscidae
Product: homeobox protein B-H2-like
Exons: 4
Coding region: 380-2149 (589 amino acids)
Biological process (GO): regulation of transcription by RNA polymerase II
Cellular component (GO): nucleus
Molecular function (GO): DNA-binding transcription factor activity, RNA polymerase II-specific; RNA polymerase II transcription regulatory region sequence-specific DNA binding
Source: RefSeq, a predicted model, not a curated record
AAGGCUUUAGUAUCGGUCGAACAGCAUUUAAGCUAAGACGUGAAAUCUGUGCCGUAUGCUUAUUUAUGAUUAUGAGACAGACGUAUGAUUUGAUGAGAUUAACAACAAUAAAAAAAUAAUAAUAAAUAAAAAGCAAUAAUAAAUCAAAUUGUAGUUUUAGUUUUGCAAAUGACAAAAAUAAUUGCAAAAAAUCAUAAUAUCAAUUAAUCGGUUAUUUGUAUCCUUCAAACGAAAAGUUUUCCAAGCUCAAGUGUCAAGUGAAAAAAUAAUUUUUCAAAACAAUUUGAAAAAAUUCAAAACAACUUCAUUCAAGUGCAAUAUUUUCGUUAAUUUUUUUACGUAAAAUAAUUCAUAAAUUUCCCAACAAAAUAUUUAACAAAUGACAACUAUGCCUCCGGAAAUGUCCACAACGGCUACAAAUCCUUCGUCGGUAGAUUUGUCACCAGCUCGGGCGAACACCGACCCACUGGCCACGGCCUUGCAUGCAUCGCGAUCACGUUUUAUGAUAACGGAUAUUUUGUCAGCCCAACAAACACAUCAAGCAGCGGGUCCGGUAUCACCUCCAAAUCCUCAGCCACCACCGUACUCGCAUCAACAUCCGCAACAGCAACAUCAGGCCGCUUUACAACAUUACAUCGCUCAACAACAGCAUCUAUUACAACAACGUCAUCAUCGUCUUCAGUAUCGUCAUCAUCAAAAUAAUAAUUCUCCAAAUUCUUCACCACCGCCGCCGCCAGCACCACCACUUCACUCCUCCACAUCUUCGUUACAACAUCAUUUACCCCCACCACCGCCGUCGUCGUCUUCAUCAUCAUCACCAGCCGGAACCUCUUCACACUUUCCACCUUAUCAUCCUCAUGCCCUGGCCCAUUUACCGCAAUCGGCCUUAAUGGGAUUUUCCGUUGCCGGCGGACGUGAAAUGCUUGGUGCUGCCGCCAGUGCUCAUUAUGCCGCCAUGCAGCGCCACAAUGAACGAGAACGUUUGCGAGAUUUAGAUGAUCUGGCAUAUCGGACAGCAGCAACACAGAGCUCCCAAAAUCUGGAUCCCGACGACCGCUCACGCUCACCCCAGCCGUUAUAUUUGCGAAGUGAUCCUAGGGAUAUAGCCAUUGGCAGUAGUGCGGGAAAUGGUGGUAGUGGGGGUGUUGCGGGUGGAGGCGGCGGCGGUGAUAGCAGUGUAAGUGGCGACCAGGCCAGCACAAUAGACGAUAGUGACAGUGAUUGUGGUGCCAAAGACGAUGAUGGCCAGAGCAUUAAGAGCAAUGACAAUCUGAUGGGCUUAAGCAAAAAACAACGCAAGGCACGCACCGCAUUCACCGAUCAUCAACUGCAGACGCUGGAAAAGUCAUUCGAACGUCAGAAAUAUUUGAGUGUCCAGGAUCGUAUGGAAUUGGCUAAUAAAUUGGAAUUGAGUGAUUGUCAGGUUAAGACGUGGUAUCAAAAUCGAAGAACCAAAUGGAAACGACAGACCGCAGUGGGGUUGGAACUUUUGGCCGAGGCCGGAAACUAUGCUGCCUUUCAACGACUCUACGGUGGAUCACCGUAUCUCAGUGCAUGGCCAUAUGCUCAUACCCCGCCAAGUCAUCACCUGGGUACAAAUUCCCCCAUAGAUUUAUAUUAUCGUCAGGCGGCAGCAGCUGCAGUACUACAAAAACCCUUAUCGUAUCGUAUGUACCCCUCUAUGAGUCACAUAAAUCCACUGUCCAGCAAUGGUUUGGCUAGUAUGCCUCUAACACCGACACCCAUGUCUCAACUUAGUGCUUCCAAUUCUUUGCAAUCGCUUAGUAGCUAUUAUCACACAGCUACACAAGCAUUUGGUUCUACAAACAGUUCUUCGCCGACAAACAGUUCGCAUCUACGCCUCAAUAAAAGUCCCAGCCGAAGUGGCGAUGACAACGAGACGGAGGCGAGUAAUCGCAAAAGUGUAGAAAUUAUUGAACGUUCCUGCAGUCCACCAUUGAAUCCGGGCAGUCCACCGGAAAGGCAUGAAUCUCAUAAAACAACCGGUAGUAAUAGUAGUUGCUCAUCCAUUACCGUCAAUAAUAAAACAACAGCAACAGCAUCAAAUGCACCAACAACAACGGCAGCUACGGCGACCACUCUAAGCGAUAAUGAAGCGGAUGAUGAAGAUGACGCCAUCGAAGUGUGAAAUGCAUUCGAGCAACCGCCAACCAUUUACGAAGCAACCUGCCAUAAAAUGUGUUUUUACGUGAACGUCAGUCAGUCGGGCCAAUGCCAUAGCAAAAUAGAACAAUUCUCUUCCCUGUGCAGGCGAGACAGAGAGGGAGGACAAGUGGCAAAAAGAUAGAAGCCAAAUCUGCAGAUGCCAAAGAAUUCACACACGUUUUGAGACGUUUAAAUGGAUGAGGUGCUGAGAUAUUCGGAAGUCAUGGACUUCUGGUAUAAUUUCCGUGUAUAUGGAUCUCAAAUUAUUAUUUUGUAUAUAAUUGUAUUAUAUUUAGAUGUUAGAUAAAUAAUAAAUAAACACAAAU